GGGCCGCGCCUGCGCAGAGGGUGGGGGGCCUGGGGGUAGCUAUGGCGGCGACGGUCAUGGCAGUGGCCAGGCGGGCAGCGCUCGGUGCGGGGCUGCGCGGAGCCCGGCGCUGCCAGACGCUGUGGGUGCUGCGGCGGGGCUGCGCGGGGCUGGCGGUGGACGACACAGUGAACGGGCUGAGCGCGGAGCAGCGGCAGCUUAGACAGACCAUGACAAAGUUCUGUCAAGAACAUUUGGCUCCAAAGGCCCAACAGAUUGACCAGGACAAUGAAUUCAAGGAGAUGCGGGAGUUUUGGAAGAAGCUUGGGGAACUGGGAGUUCUGGGGAUCACAGCUCCUGCGGAAUAUGGUGGAUCUGCUUUGGGUUAUCUGGACCACGUGCUGGUGAUGGAGGAAAUUUCUCGUGCAUCAGCAGCUGUGGGACUCAGUUAUGGUGCCCACUCCAACCUCUGCAUCAACCAGCUCGUGCGUAACGGGAACGAGGCCCAGAAGCACAAGUACUUGCCCAAGCUCAUCAGUGGGGAGCACAUUGGAGCCUUGGCAAUGAGUGAACCCAAUUCUGGAUCAGAUGUUGUGUCCAUGAAGAUGAGAGCAGAUAAGAAAGGAGACUACUUUGUUCUGAAUGGCAACAAAUUUUGGAUCACCAAUGGGCCAGAUGCAGAUGUGCUGAUUGUUUAUGCCAAAACUGAUGUCAAUGCUGUGCCAGCCUCCCACGGUAUAACGGCGUUCAUCGUGGAGAGGGGAAUGCCAGGUUUCAGCACAGCCCAGAAGCUGGACAAGCUGGGAAUGAGGGGGUCUAACACCUGUGAAUUGAUCUUUGAAGACUGCAAGAUCCCAGCUGAAAACGUCUUGGGAACACUGAGCAAAGGAGUCUACGUUCUGAUGAGUGGGUUGGACCUGGAGAGACUUGUGCUGUCUGGUGGGCCCCUGGGGCUCAUGCAAGCUGUUCUGGACCAUGCAAUUCCCUACCUGCACGUGAGAGAAGCAUUUGGGCAGAAAAUUGGCCACUUCCAGCUGAUGCAGGGCAAGAUGGCUGACAUGUACACGCGGCUGAUGGCCUGCCGGCAGUACGUCUACAACGUGGCCAAGGCCUGCGACCAGGGGCACUUCAACGCCAAGGACUGUGCUGCAGUGAUCCUCUACUCGGCAGAGUGUGCAACCCAGGUGGCUCUGGAUGGAAUCCAGUGUCUGGGUGGGAACGGCUACAUCAACGAGUACCCGAUGGGGCGGUUCCUGCGCGAUGCCAAGCUGUACGAGAUCGGGGCGGGCACCAGCGAGGUGCGCAGGCUCGUCAUCGGCAGGGCCUUCAACGCCACCUUUAAGUAGCAGCCGCCCUGGCGGAGCAGCCCCCGACCACCGCGAGGCCUUGGAGCACAGAGGCUGCAACGCACAACUCCUCCUUCCUGCCUGUGGUUUGUCACUUGUGGACUCUCUUCUGCCUGCUCCGUGAACUGGGCUGUGAUGAGGUGAAUCGGGUGGUGGCAUGGAAGGAAAAGUUUCUUUGUUUUGCUUUUUUUCCUCUCCUUGUGAUCAUCCUGAUUGAUCUUGCUCACAAGCCAUGCUGCUUGUCAGCCUUGCAGGGCUGAGGUUCAGCCAGGGGACAUCUCGCCGUGGAAGCAGGCUGGUCAGCAGUGUGCCUAAACCAGGAGGCAGCCAUUGCUGAGCACCAAAAGUCAACCAAAACAAUGAAUAGAAGGACAAGAAGGGAACAAUUUUGUUCUUUUCAAACAAGCCUGAGUGCCAUUGUCUUAGAAGAGACCGUUGAGAUUGAAUCCAACCAUUAACCAAACACUACCCAGUCCACUGUUAACCCGUGUCCCUCAGCACCACCUCUCCACGGCUUUUCACAGUAUCAUCAGGGUUGGAAGAGACCUCACAGAUCAUCAAGUCCAACCCUUUACCACAGAGCUCAAGGCUAGACCAUGGCACCAAGUGCCACGUCCAACCUUGCCUUGAACAGCUCCAGGGACAGCGACUCCACCACCUCCCCGGGCAGCCCAUUCCAGUGUCCAAUGACUCUCUCAGUGAAGAACUUUCUCCUCACCUCCAGCCUAAAUUUCCCCUGGCACAGCCUGAGGUUGUGAGGCUGAGGCUGUGUCCUCUCGUUUCAAUCCCUUUAAGGAUGGGAAUUCUACCACUGCCCUGAGCAGCCUGUCCCAAGCCUUGAUGACUCUCAAGGGGUCCAGUCUAAACCUCCCCUUGAGGACAUUUCCUCUUGUUUUGUUACUUGUUCCAUGGGAGAAGAGACUGACCCCCACCUGGUUCUGGCCUUCUUUCAGGGAGCUGUAGAGAGACAGAAGGUCUCCCUCAGCCUCCUCCUGUUCAGACUGAACAGCCCCAGGUCCUUCAGCCACUCCUCAGGCAUUCACCAGGUCCUUCACCAGCUUCAUUGCCCUUCCCUGCAGCCACUCCAGACCCUCAGUGUACUUUUUGGAGCAAGGGGCCCAAAACUGACCCCAGUGUUGAAGGUGUGGCCUCACUGGUGCCUGGCACACGUGAAAUGGCAUUUAGCAGUUUACCACUGGAAGGUGAAAUUUCCUGUUGUGACCUUCUGGUGAGAUUAAUCACUUCCAUUUUGGGAACUUGAUACCAAGCACAUCCUGAUGCUUGGGUGGCUGUCACUCUGGCAUCGUCACAGGACAAGCACCUGUCCUGUAGCACUGGAGAGGUCUGAUCUGUACUGCACACCAUAAAUCAUGCCUUGGCUUUCUGGGCUGAUCAGAAUCUUGAAGCUAAGGGUGAAAUGAGUCAACGUUUCAUGGGACAGGCUGAAGUGGGAGGGUCAUAAAUCUUGAGCAGAGUUGUGCCAAAUCUUCCCCCACACACACACAGCAGCACUGCCUGGGAAGGACUUCCCUGUGCUGAGCAGGUCUCAGUGGGAUGUAGGAAGCACAGCUUUCAUUUUUUGAGUCAUGCCCUGUAACAAGGGAAGCCUGAAUCAAAGAAUCAGGAUUGGAAGAGAUCAUGGAGACCAGAUUUUCCUUUUCUAACUUUAUUUUGCAUGCUGGAAAGCUGGGACUACCAGAAAAAAUAUAGUAGUUACAGCAUCUGAGGGGAGUGUGUUAGGGAAGGAAAAAUGGGCUGAGGUCCUGGCUUCCACUUCAUCAGCCAGUUCCCAGAGGUUUGAUACCCGAGAUCCCUUCUUGGCAGCUUGACCUGGGCUACAACAGAGGGGUUUAAAAUUGCAAUUAGCCACAACUGCUUUGUGCCAGAGGCUGUGGAUUUGGGGAUUGUGUUUCUGGGGAUUUAGUGGUUUGGGUUUUCUUUUCCCACCCAUGUGCAGCAUCUUCUCUGUCUCCAUCUCAACGCAUUUUGGCUGCAUAACUGAGCAGGAGGCAGAAGGUGAAGGCAGCCAAGCUGCCCUGAAGUGCUGGUGUGGGGGACUGGAGGUUUCAUCCUUCCACUGGCUUCCCCCAACCCCUUCAGUAGGAAACAACUCUACAGGUGGGAGCAGAGAGGGUUUAGGGAGAAAUGAUGGUGAUGCUUUGCCAGAGAAGAGUUGGACCAGCUGAACCUUGAGGUCUGUUCCAGCCUGGUGUUCAAUGAUUCUAUUCUAAGAAGAGCUGUGGAGAGCCCUAGGGAAGGUAAAGGUUCUAAUCUGUACAUGACACUAAUAAAAUGACCUUUUGCUGGGUGGCCUCUGCUCCUGGGAAGGGUCUCCAACACAGGAUGGGUGCAGACCUUGGCUGAGACCCACCACAGGGCAUCCAGGCUGGCAGCAGCAAUGGGCACACUGAUGCUU
Molecule: messenger RNA, 3741 nt
Organism: Pogoniulus pusillus (Red-fronted tinkerbird)
Lineage: Eukaryota; Metazoa; Chordata; Aves; Piciformes; Lybiidae
Gene: IVD
Product: isovaleryl-CoA dehydrogenase
Exons: 12
Coding region: 42-1325 (427 amino acids)
Biological process (GO): L-leucine catabolic process
Cellular component (GO): mitochondrion
Molecular function (GO): 3-methylbutanoyl-CoA dehydrogenase activity; flavin adenine dinucleotide binding
Source: RefSeq, a predicted model, not a curated record